CAAAAUCCGAUCCCUUUGAAUUGAAUUAUCAUUUUAUCAAAAAGUUGUUAGCUUCAAACAAAAGGUGAGAAUCAAGGUAGAGUGUUCAAUUUUUACUUGAAUGAGUUAUUCUAAAGAUUUGGAGAUAAAUAUCCGUCUGAUAAUGUCAUGCGUGAUAACGAAUGUGAGAAUAACAAUAGAAAUUGUGUACAAUGAUAUUAAAUGAUUAGAUAACACAUCACUAUUAGUUUCAUGUCAUGUUUAUUAAUUGUAAUCGUGUAAAAACAAACAUGAUCAUUUUCAAUUCAAUUUUGGGAUUCAAAAAGAGUAUAUAAUAUGUAACAUUGAUCUGUAAUACAUCACACUUCUCCAAGCAACAGCAAAAGAAGCUCUUCCAACAAUGGCAUUCAAGUCGACUUUGAUCGUUCUGGCUUCAGUAGCUCAGCUGUCAUUCUUCUGCCAGGCCGUUGACUGCGGCUGUGGCUGUGGCUGUGGGGUGCCAAGAAUCUACAGUGUGGGAGACUGCUGUAACGGAGUGAGAAAGACAGUGAUUGUCAAGAACGACCAGCCAUGCGGCUGCGGCUGCGGCAACGCCUGCGGCUGCGGUAACGCCUGCGGCUGCGGUAACACAUGCGGCUGCGGCUGCAACAAGAAGUGUGGUGACACAAUUGUCAUCAAGGAACCCAGCACUUGUUGCGGAGCUUCUCCCGCCAUCGUCUCGUCGGGUUGUGGUCCCUUCUACGGAGGAUUGAACUCCUACUACGGAGGUUACGGUUGUGGAUGUGGAUACGCUGCCGGUUACCCAUACAACUACGGAUACAACGGUUGCGGAUACGGUUCUGGAUACGGAGCCGGAUACGGAUGCGGAUGCGGUUGUGGAUGCGGAUGUGGUUCAACUUGUGGCAAGAGCUGUGGUGACACCAUUGUCAUUAAAGAGCCCACCUGUAGGUGUUCUACCUGCUAAACACAUCAGACUGUGAUAUUUUUGUAUAAUAUUUAGUUUAGCUAUGAUAGUUUUGAAUAAUAAACUACAUAUUAAUCAAAAUCUAA
Nilaparvata lugens (brown planthopper) is the source of this 1029-nucleotide messenger RNA. Its product is annotated as small cysteine and glycine repeat-containing protein 2. Lineage: Eukaryota; Metazoa; Arthropoda; Insecta; Hemiptera; Delphacidae. The coding region runs from base 380 to 943 and encodes 187 amino acids. The transcript is spliced from 2 exons. The record is from RefSeq and is a predicted model, not a curated record.